AUGUACUGUUUCUUUGCGUUGUCACUACUCAUGACACGUAAUAAAAAACUAGCGUUACACAAGUAUUGGAGUAUUGAUAAAUAUUUAUGCAGUAGUAUUUUUAGUCAAGUAAUGACCAGAAAUCGGUAUCUUUGGAUACUACAGAUGAUACAUUUUAGCCGUCUACAAGGGUUCGCUGAUAAUCGUCUAUAUAAAAUAAGUGACAUAAUAAACAUGCUACGAAAAUUGUUCUGCGACACAUUUUAUCCGUAUGAAAAAGUUUGCAUUGAUGAAAGCUUGAUGUUAUACAAAGGUUGCCUGUCCUUCAAACAGUACAUUCCCUCGAAAAGGAAUCGAUUUGGAAUAAAAUCAUACAUACUCUGUGAUUGCAAAACAGGCUAUGUCCAAGACCUUAUAGUUUACGAAGAAAAGUCAACUGUUACAGAAAGUGACAUCAGCGGAAUUGGAAAAUCGGCUGUAAUUGUUUUAUCACUCUUGCAACCAUAUUUAGGCCAAGGUCACACACUAUACAUUGACAAUGUUUAUUCAAGUUCAGCAUUAUUUAACUUUUUACACGAUUACUGUACGAAUGCAUGCGGCACUGUAAAAAAAAGACGUCAAGGAAUGCCGAAGAUGGAAGAGCGACUGAAAAAAGGAGAAGCAUGUUUUCGUGCAGCAAAAAACUUGCUAGCGAUGAAGUGGAUGGAUAAAAAUGAAGUCUAUAUGAUUUCCACUAUACAUACUGUAAAUUUUGAAACAGUAUCGAGAUAUGGAGGGGAACAGAGUGUCCGGAAGCCAUUGAAGUGGUAUCGGAAAUUUUUCUUUCAUCUCAUAAACAUCUGUGUGUGGAAUGCAUAUUGUAUGUACAAGCACAAUCAGAGAAAAACAAUAUCGAUGGCAAAAUUUCAUUUGACGGUGAUAAAACAAAUAGUCGAAAAGUAUCGUUUCAAUGCAACAGGACGUCAAAGCAGACCCGCUGAUAAUCAGAUGAGGUUAACCGACAGGCAUUUUUCCACAUUUUGUAAGCUGAAAAGCAGAAGACGGAGGUGUGUAAUUUGUAGCAAAAAUGAUAAAAGAACGGAUUCGCAGUAUGAGUGCAAAGAUUGCGAUUUUGGCCUUUGUAUAGAUCCUUGCUUCCAAAUAUAUCACACAGAAUUACAUUAUUAG
Molecule: messenger RNA, 1146 nt
Organism: Vespa crabro (European hornet)
Lineage: Eukaryota; Metazoa; Arthropoda; Insecta; Hymenoptera; Vespidae
Product: piggyBac transposable element-derived protein 4-like
Exons: 1
Coding region: 1-1146 (381 amino acids)
Source: RefSeq, a predicted model, not a curated record